ACUGCCAGUGAGUGAGCGAGCGAGCUAGUCUUUCUUCUUCUGAAACCAUGUGCGAGUCCGCCUCCCUACUAGCUGCAGCCGGAGACCAAGACGGCCACCACCACCAGGGGGUGACCAAGGCAGCCGAGAUGGACACGGGUGGCCUGCUGGACCAUUCCCCGGCAGCCCUCGGCCCGAGCCCUCUUCCCACGCCGCCUCCACCGCUCGUGUUCUACCAAGACGAUUACCGGUACUACUACGACGACGACAGUUGCCUCCAGGAGGACCAGGAGGGCGACGACGGCGCCUAUCAACUGCUCCAGGACGAGGAGGAGGACGUCGCCGCCACCAGCUCGCUUGCUGCCAGGCUACGUGAGCUCGUUCGCCAGAAGCUGGCCGAGGUGAACGCCUCCAGCGCGGUCGUCGCGGGGCUCGGCCUCGUCGGGAGCGCCGUCGGCGCCUACUUCCUCUGGCCCGCGGCCGCGGCCGCCGCCACCGCCGCCACCAUGGCAGCACCCGGGGCCGCCGGUUUCCUCAUCUCCCGUGUGGCGUUUGAAGCCAACUCAAAGCUCUACUUCAAGAUCCUCCGCACUGCCGGAGCAGCAGCGGCUGCCGCCGCUUUCGCCGUGUAGCUGCACGGGAGGGCUGGCCACGUACCUACUGCUUAGUUUCGUCCCACGCGCGCCGUUCGUGUGCUGGCCGUUUGCGUUGCUUAUAUAUCGCCAAUAAUGGAGCGUCCGUGUGUAGUGGUUAAUCUUUCAAUCGAUUGAUACACUCUGGUAUAUCUAGUAGUACUCCAUCUCUACGUUUUCAGUGUGUGUAAGGUUGGAGCUAUGCCAUCUGCGAUAAGCUAAAUCUUUGGUUUAAAUUGUUCAAGCAACACUAAAGCUUCUUACUAGAUGAUGUUUGCUCCUUUAUUUGUGUUGAUCU
Messenger RNA from Triticum dicoccoides, 909 nucleotides. RefSeq lists its product as uncharacterized. The coding region runs from base 48 to 611 and encodes 187 amino acids. The transcript has a single exon. NCBI's taxonomy places the organism in Eukaryota, Viridiplantae, Streptophyta, Magnoliopsida, Poales, Poaceae. The record is from RefSeq and is a predicted model, not a curated record.